CCCCACACAUUCGCCUUUUCUCUCUCUACGAAACCUCAAUCGUAAUCUCGCCUCCAUCUCUCCUCUUUCCAUUUUUUGAUUCUAAUUCCUUCGCACUCCAAUGGCGGAAACGGAAGCUCCCGUCGUGCCGACGCCCGUUCCAGAAGAGACGCAGGUGGAGGAGAAAGCCGCAUCCAAGCCGGCAUCCAAGGCCAAAGCAGCACCCAAGGCGAAGAAGCCAGCUGCAGCUAAGAAGCCCAAGGCUGCUCGCAGCUAUCCUUCUUUCGAAGAGAUGAUUACUGAAGCGAUUAAGACGUUGAAGGAGAGGACUGGAUCGAGCCAGAUCGCCAUCGCCAAGUGCAUCGAGGACAAGCACAAGAACCUGCCGUCGAAUUUCAGGAAGCUGCUUCUGAUUCAGUCCAAGAGACUCGUCGCAUCCGGCAAGCUCGUCAAAGUGAAGGCCUCGUUCAAGCUGCCGUCUCGGUCUUCCUCCACCGCCGCCGCCGCCGCGCCGGUUGCUGUUAAGAAGCCUGCUGCGAAAUCCAAAGCAGCAGCCAAGCCGAAGGCUGCUACGACCAAGGCGGUGGCAAAGCCCAAGGCCAAAGCGGCUACUGCUGCUAAGCCGAAGCCGAAGUCGAAAGCCAAAGCCGCCGCGUCAAAGGCGAAAACAACAACCGCUUCGGCUAAGUCAACGACCAAGGCGCCAGCGAAGAAGAAGGCUCCAGCUGCCAAAACCGAGACCAAGCCUGCAAAGGCAGCAGCUAAACCGGCAGCCGCCAAGGCCAAGCCAAAGCCUAAAGCCGCUGCUUCCAAAGCUAAAUCUGCAGCAGCAGGUAAGCCAGCUGCCAAGUCGCCAGCUAAGAGGAAGGCUCCGGCUCCCAAGCCAGCAGCUGCCAAGUCGGCUAAGAAGGCGAAGACAGCGUCGGUAACUUCCCCGUCGAAGAAGGCUGCGACUAAGCCGAAGAAGGCUGCCGCCGCUGCCAAGCCAGUGAAGAGAGCCAAUGCUACGCGGAAGGCCCGGAAGUGA
Molecule: messenger RNA, 1006 nt
Organism: Linum tenue
Lineage: Eukaryota; Viridiplantae; Streptophyta; Magnoliopsida; Malpighiales; Linaceae
Source: the annotation of a GenBank genome assembly